AUGGAAGCUGUAUCAAUGCUAGUAGCUGUUGUGUUCGUUGUAUUGGCAUGUUUUAUGUGGAAUCUUGUUAAAAGAAAUAUAUCAAAUAGACCACCUGGGCCGUUGGAAUUGCCCAUUAUAGGUCAUAUGCACCUCAUUGGUUCCCGGUCGCUUCAUCUUCUAUUAAAAGAACUAUCCGAAUCAUAUGGCGACAUUUUUUCUUUAAAGUUAGGUUCUAGACAGUCCGUGGUUCUUGGAAGCAGGGAAGCUAUACAUGAGGCUUUUGUCAAAAAAGCCAAGGCGUUUGCAGGUCGUCCUGAUUUGCCGACAUUUAAGUUUACACGAAAUGGACAAACAGGAUUGUCCUUAUGCGAUUAUAGUGAUGAAUAUGUCAAUAACAGAAAGAUGACAAUGAAAUCGAUUCAUCACUUUGUAAACAACGCUGCCAAUCUAAAUAAGGUAUUAGGGGAAGAAGCCCUAAAGAUGAUAACACUUUUUGAUCAGUAUGUUGGUAGCAAUAAAAGCAUUGCUCCCUUGCAGGAAUUUCAAAAAGUCAUUCCAAGUAUCUUUUUAAACAUGAUGUUCGGGUUAACCUACGAAUACAAUAAUGAACGUUUUCAGGAAGCCACGAAAAUUUAUAGGAAAUGGUUUGAAGUAGCAGAAGCAGAUAAUCCUGCUGAUUUCUUCCGUUUUCUGGAGAGGUUUCCCAAUCAAAGGUUACAGGUCGCACAAGAAUGCGGUGUUUACUUUGAGAAGUUUAUCUUGUCUAUGAUGGAUUUAUCAGACUCAUCUAAGCACUGCUUGUUCGAUGAGUUUAAAACAGUGCAUACUAACUCAAACGAGGAAAAAUUGUCGGAACCAUUCAGAAAGAGUCUAGCCAAAGUAAUUUCUGAUAUUGUGGGAGGAGGUUUUGAUACUGCCGCUGCAACGCUGGCAUGGGCAGUAUUAUACUUAAAUCAACAUCAGGAAGUAUUGAAGAAAUGUCGAGAGGAAAUAAACUCCGUUACAAACGAUCGAAUGAUUUCUCCAGACCUUAAGUCACAGACACCGUACUUUUGUGCAACAGUUUACGACAUACUCAGGUUAUCAACUGUAGCUCCCUUAGGUCUAGUUCGAAAAGUGAUGCAUGAUGUUAACUUGAGCUCAUAUCUAAUCCAAAAAGACACUAUGGUGUUAGCAAAUCAUUGGGCAGCUAAUCAUGAUCCGCAGUUUUGGGAAAAGCCAGAAGCUCUACACCCGAAUCACUUUUUGACAGAAAGUGGAGAGUUAGACACUUCCUUGGCAAGAGAGAUCUCAACAUUCUCGUCCGGUGUUCGUCGUUGUCCCGGAGAUCAAAUUGGAAUAUUAAUGCUAUUUGUCGUGCUGGGAACACUAAUUAAAAAUUACGACAUCUCACUUACCCAACCACCAAAGGAUUUGAUUCCAUUGAGAGGCGUAACACUAAAGCCAAAACAUUACGAAAUCACCUUGAAAUUAGUAUCAUAAAUAAACAAUUAUUUCUUAGCAUGCAAAAACAAAGAAAGCGAGCAGAUAU
Hydractinia symbiolongicarpus is the source of this 1513-nucleotide messenger RNA. RefSeq names its product cytochrome P450 1A4-like. The coding region runs from base 1 to 1464 and encodes 487 amino acids. Gene Ontology annotation, molecular function: iron ion binding; monooxygenase activity; heme binding. The transcript is spliced from 2 exons. The record is from RefSeq and is a predicted model, not a curated record. NCBI's taxonomy places the organism in Eukaryota, Metazoa, Cnidaria, Hydrozoa, Anthoathecata, Hydractiniidae.